AUGUCCACCAUGUACACAUCCAAGAGAAGCACAUCUGCCGACCCGACGCCCGCGCAGCUCAACCCGAGAUGGACAACAGAGCGCUGCAGACCGAGAGAUUUUCCACCUUACUUCAUCUUCUUCUACCGCGACGGCGUUGGCGACGGUGACAUCUCGCAUGUGAUGGAUUUCGAAGUGAAGAAGCUUGCAUCCGAUCUCAAGAGGAUGUACGGCCCGAAACCGCCGAAGCUGACCUUCAUCGUCGUCUCUAAGCAAAUCAAUACGCGCUUCUUCAGGAAGAACCCCAGAAGUGGCGUCCAGAAUCCACCGAGCGGAACCGUUGUGGACGACAUGAUCACGCUGCCGGAGCGCUACGACUUCUUCUUGGUAUCCCAGAGCACCCGCUCAGGAACCAUUUCUCCAGCCAGCUACAACGUGAUCUUCGACGAGUCAGGUCUGUCUCCAGAUAGGAUCCAGAUAUGGACGUACAAGAUGACGCAUCUGUACUACAACUGGAGCGGGAAUGUCAAGGUUCCGGCCGUUUGCCAGUACGCUCAGAAGCUGGCGCUGCUCGUCGGGCAGUACAUUCAUCAGGAUCCGAGUAAUCUCCUGGAGACACAACUUUACUUCCUCUGA
This is a messenger RNA of Phlebotomus argentipes, 615 nucleotides long. RefSeq names its product protein piwi-like. The transcript has 2 exons. Lineage: Eukaryota; Metazoa; Arthropoda; Insecta; Diptera; Psychodidae. The record is from RefSeq and is a predicted model, not a curated record. The coding region runs from base 1 to 615 and encodes 204 amino acids. Gene Ontology annotation, biological process: regulatory ncRNA-mediated gene silencing. Gene Ontology annotation, cellular component: P granule. Gene Ontology annotation, molecular function: piRNA binding.